This is a messenger RNA of Closterium sp. NIES-65, 444 nucleotides long. Lineage: Eukaryota; Viridiplantae; Streptophyta; Zygnematophyceae; Desmidiales; Closteriaceae. The record is from the annotation of a GenBank genome assembly.
AUGGCCUUGGGACGCGGCAUGGCGAGGAGCAGCCUCAGCCUGCGCUGUGGUGACGUGGCGCUCUGGGAUUGGUGGAAAGUGGAAGCUGGUGAUUCGUGCGACGAGAGGGAGGAGGGAAGGAGAAGACGUGAGGCAGAGUGGUGGGGUUGGGGAGAGGAGGAGGAGGAGGAGGAGGAGGAGGAGGAGGAGGAGGAGGAGGAGGAGGAGGAGGAGGAGGAGGAGGAGGAGGAGGAGGAGGAGGAGGAAUGUAGAAAGCAAAGCGGCUUUCUCUCCGCUGUCGGCGGUGAGCGCACGUGCGCGCGAUGGGCUGCAGUGGGGGCCACAACGAUGGCGGAAGAUCGAGGCAUUUCCCGCGGAGAGCGUCCUGUUGCGGAGAUGGUAACAUGGGUGGAGAGGACAGCGCACGACGAGCUUGUGAUUGGGGCCGCCAACGAAGAAGAAUGA